UUAUAACGAUUAUCUUAAUCAUUAAGAACCAUCCACGCUUCUACACUUUUCUUGUCUCAUUCCCUCUCCAUAAUAACCAUAAUCAUUAUAAUAUUUGUACAUACAACCACCUCCACAAGUUGAAUUAAUAUUAUCAAUAGUCCUUCACUAUACUCUCACUAUAUACUUACCUUCAAAGCUAUGGAGCACCCCAUAUAUCUAUAAUAUUAAUUACAUGGCUUCAUAUUAUUGAGAUCUCCACCUAGAACCUACCUCCUCCCUUCUUCAUCUUCCCCUCCCACACCCUUCUUUAUAUAUAUACUCCAUCCCCUCACUCCCAUACUCUUCAAUUCUCCACCAACCUUAUCAUUCCAUUCUUUACUUUUCCCAUCUCACAAUAAAAAUUGACAGUGCAAUUAUAACUAUCAACUAUACUUGACACUUGAUGCAGACAUAUAGUGCAUCUUAAUAUUGCGGUCACAAUUACAGUUGCAGUCGGUUUUGUAAAACACAAAAGGUGAUAGAAAUCAUAUUGAUUAUAACAUUUCCAAAUGGAGGUGGUGCAAUUAAGAAGAUUCAACUCAAUGGAGAGAAGACCAAGAAUGUUGAAGGAUUUUCUAAGCGAGAAUUCAAACUCAUGUUCCUCAAGCGGAUUCAAAUCAUUUCCAAGAAGAAUUACACAAAACGACGUCGUUAAACUCACACCAAUCAACAACAACAACAACAACACCAUUCAAAUCCAUCAUCACUCACAUUCAUCAUCAUCAUCAUCGAAAUUUCAAACACUGAUAAAAACCAUAAAAAACAACGUCUCAUUCUUCAAAAUUACCAAAUCACCCUCCACCAUGCUCUCUCUACCACGAUCCCUCUCACGAAAACUAUCCUCAACGAGAAGAAACCGCCGCCAAAGAUGCAAAGGUGAAAGAGAAAUCGAAAUCGAAUACAGUACGGUGAAAAUCAAAGACAUCAUACGGUGGAAAUCGUUUCGAGAUUUACAACCUACCGUUCCGUCACCGCCGUUUGAUUUUCACCGUUAUGUAACGGAAUCGUCUACGGUUACGACUGCAACAACUUGUAGUAGUAGUGAAGAUGAUUCUAGCUGGAGUGACGGUGAUUUUUUUAAUGCUUUAUGGGAAGCGCAAAACGACGGCGUUGAAGAGAGUAAAAGAAAUUCGUUUUCUUCUGUUUUUGUCGGCAAGGAUUCGCUGGCACCGUUCGUUGGGACCAAGGAAGAUUUGAUUUGCCAAGAUGAACAACACAGUCCAGUUUCAGUUCUUCAUGUGGGAGAACAUGAGUUUUCACUCUUUGACCAAAGUCUUGCCAAUAUUGAAAGGAGAAAACAAAAAUGUAGAGAAAGUGCUGAUAAAUUUGAGAGUCUUGUAAAAUUUGACCUUGCAAUUGCAAAUUUAGAGAAAUGUCUCUCAUUAGAUGAGGAAUCAUACUAUGAUGAAGAAUAUAAAGAUUAUGAUGAUGAUGAUGAUAAGGAGGAAGAGGAGGAGAAACUUGAAGAACAAGAUUGGGUUGAGGAAAGAGCAAAGCAAUUGCUACAUUGUGUUAAAGCAACAAGUUCAUCAAUGCAAAGUUGUGAUGAGAAUUUAGGUAUAGUUGUGUUGGAUUUUUUCAAGGAAGAACUAAAUGGCAAUAGAAACCAAAAGAGGGAUGAUGAGGGGUUUGAGUUGGAGAUAAUGAAAAUAGCUGAAGAUUGGAUAAAUGGGUCAUUUGAAAAUUACUAUGAUAUUGUGCUUGUUAAUAAAGAAGCUUAUAUCAAGGAAAUGGAUAGGAGGAAUAGGUGGUGUAGCUUUGAGGAGGAGCAAGAGGAAUUGGUUUUAGAGAUUGAAGAAGCUAUAUUGCAUAGUUUGGUUGAUGAUAUUUUGGAGAUGGAUGGUUAAUAGUUGAGAGGAUUAGGAACCUUAUUUGGACCAUGUUAUACUAGUCCUAUGAGACCCUCACCAACUGCACAUGGAUUGCCUUUGUAGUAAUUUAGGAUACAACUCACAAUUUAUGAUGCUCUUGAAUAAGGGUGAUUAGAUUUGCUGCACAAGGGCUGUAAUGGUACAUAUAUGUAAAUCAAUUGAUGGAUUUCAAGGCAUAACUCAUGCCUUCUUUUUUUUAGGGCAUGUACUUCAGAAGUCUUUAAUUGUUCUACAUAUAUGUAAAGAAGUUAAUAAAUAUGUGCUUUAUACAUUUUUUUUCUUGAUAA
Messenger RNA from Vicia villosa (hairy vetch), 2179 nucleotides. RefSeq lists its product as uncharacterized. The coding region runs from base 531 to 1868 and encodes 445 amino acids. The record is from RefSeq and is a predicted model, not a curated record. NCBI's taxonomy places the organism in Eukaryota, Viridiplantae, Streptophyta, Magnoliopsida, Fabales, Fabaceae. The transcript is spliced from 3 exons.